AAUACGAAUCCUCCCUUGAAGAAGAUAUUAAAUCUGAUGAGUCAGGAACAUUAGAAAGAUUGUUGGUGUCUCUCUCAACGGGUAACAGAGAUGAAUCCUACGCGGUUGACAAGAAUGCUGCCAUAAUGGAUGCUCAAGCACUUUAUGACGCUGGAGAGGGAACUUUGGGUACAGAAGAAUCUGUUUUCAAUGCUAUCCUCUGUACGAGAAGCAGAGUACAAGCCAAACUGAUUUUUGAGCAGUACGAGGCGAUUACAGGCCAUUCCAUAGAAGAAGCAAUAGACAACGAAUUUUCAGGUACCACUAAGGAUGCAAUUUUGGGGUUGGUUUCAUGUCUAAAAGAUCGAACUACCUAUUUGGCUACGAGAUUGCAUGAUGCUAUGUCUGGACUAGGGACUACCGACAAAACAUUGAUAAGAAUAAUAGUAUCAAGAUCAGAAAUUGAUUUAGAGGAAAUCAAAAAUGCAUACGAAGCCAAAUAUGAAACAAAUUUGGCGGAAAGAAUAUCGGAGGAUAUAUCGUCAAACUACAAGAGUAUGCUGGUUGCAUUAGUUGGGUAAAAAUGGUGGUAUUAAAAGUAAUUUAACGAAGUUAUUAUCUAUUUAUUCUCAUUUUUAUUUUCAUACAAAUAGAAAUGUAUGUAUUGUUUACUAUUAAUUUUUUAUUGCGUAGAAUAUCUAUUUAGUAUUUAGAAACAAACUGUCAAGUUAAAAUUUUGAAAAUAUAUUUCUAUGCUUCUGAAA
Leptinotarsa decemlineata (Colorado potato beetle) is the source of this 743-nucleotide messenger RNA. RefSeq names its product annexin B9. The record is from RefSeq and is a predicted model, not a curated record. NCBI's taxonomy places the organism in Eukaryota, Metazoa, Arthropoda, Insecta, Coleoptera, Chrysomelidae. Gene Ontology annotation, biological process: endosome transport via multivesicular body sorting pathway. Gene Ontology annotation, molecular function: calcium ion binding; calcium-dependent phospholipid binding; phosphatidylserine binding. Gene Ontology annotation, cellular component: plasma membrane; nucleus; vesicle membrane.